Sardina pilchardus (European sardine) is the source of this 3805-nucleotide messenger RNA. RefSeq names its product nexilin (F actin binding protein) (gene nexn). Lineage: Eukaryota; Metazoa; Chordata; Actinopteri; Clupeiformes; Clupeidae. Bases 196 to 3045 code for a protein of 949 amino acids. The transcript is spliced from 15 exons. Gene Ontology annotation, biological process: mitochondrial fusion. The record is from RefSeq and is a predicted model, not a curated record.
CUUUGCGUCCCCGUAGAGGGAGCCGGACACGACUGCCUCCACACAUUUGGGAAUUUUGAUUUGCGUGUGGCAUUUUAUCCGUCGAUAUAACCUGAGAUUUCUAUGAGAGAAAGAAGUGGGAUAUUACUCUGAAGGAGCCUCCAAUACAAGGAAUUUGAAAGUGGGCUGCGUCACUGAGUGUGAAGGGGAGCAACCAUGGCUGAAGUGGCGAGCAUGACCAACCUGGAAACUAUGGAGACUGUUGAUAACAUGAACGACACAGAGGAGGUUCACACCGAGGAAGAGGAGGUUCACACCGAGGAAGAUGAGGUUCACACUGAAGAGGAGGAAGUAGAAGAAAAAAUCAAAGAGGAGGUCCAAAGCUCCACUGACAACACAACGACAGUAGAUGAGGCCAAGGAGGAUAAGAGUGCAAUGGAAGAGGAAAAGCCUGACACAGUCAAAAGUGAGGAUGUAGAGGCUGUGCAGGAUGUCAAGAUAGAUGCAGAGAGUGUGAGUGAGGAUGCUAACAUGAAGGAUGUACAAAGCAGUGCUGAUAUUGAAAAGGUAAACAAUGAGGCGAGUAUGAAUGGUGAUGCAAAGGAACCUGAGACACCAACUAUGAAUGGAGUUGAGAGCAUGGAUGAGGACAAACAGAAAACUGAUAGUCACACAGACGCUGCAACUGAAACCAAACGGACGAGGAGCAGGAAAGGAGCCAGAGAAGGAAGAGCUCCGCGGGACGCCAGCAUGACAGACAUAAAGAAUAUUGCCGAUAUCGUAUGUGAGGAGGACGACGAUGUAAAUGAAGUGCAGCUAAAACAAGAGAAACUCUUCAAAGCCGGUAAGCCCGUGCAGAGGAGCUACGUGCCAAAGAUUGGGAAAGGAGACGUGAAGAACAAGUUUGAGGCCAUGCAGAAGGCCAGGGAGGAGCGCAGCCGGGCAAGGAACCAGGACGAGCAGGCUAAGAGGAAGGAGCAGUACAUCAAGGAGAGAGAGUAUAACCGCCGCAAACAGGAGAUAAAAGAGCUCUUGGCAUCCAGCGAUGAGGAGGACGUGAAACCGGCAAAACUAGAGAAAUCGUAUGUCCCCAAGAUCACAGGCAGCGUGAAGGGAAAGUUUGCUGAGAUGGAGAAACAGAGGCAAGAGGUGGAGAGGAAGAGGACAGAGGAGGAGAGGAAGAAACGCGUCGCUCAGGAAACCCUGGAGAAGGCAAAGAUCCAGAAAGAGCUGGCCAAGAAGGCCGAGGAGACACACUCUACUUUACAGGAAGGAGACGACACCAUCCUGGUGCGAGUGGUCCCAGCCAAGCCAUUCAAGCCUCCAGGUAAGAUUAAGAUGAACUUCGAGGACAUGGAGAAGAGCCGUGAGGAAGAGGAGAAGAAGAAGGCCGAGGAGGAGAAGAAGAAGAGAUAUGACGAGAACAGGCGCUCCUUCCGUGAAGUCAAGCGCCGCUCCAUGGCCCCACAGGAGGAGGAUGCGCAGCCCAGAGAGAGGGAGCAGGUGUGUCCUGGCAAGCUGAAGAUGACGUUCGAGGAGCUGGAGAAGGAGCGGCAGGAGCAGCAGAAGAGGCAGGCUGAGGAGGUGGCCAAGCGGCGCCUGCUGGAGGAGAAGAAAGCCUUUGAAGAGGCCAAGUCCCAAAUGGGGGAUGAUGAUGAGGAAAGCAUGCAAGAUGACCACGGGGACAAGGAGGAGAUCAGGCCAGGCAAGCUGAGACUGAGCUUCGAGGAGCUGGAGAGGCAAAGAGUGGAGGAGGAACGCAAGCGGGCCGAGAAGGAGGCCAAGAGACGGAUGGAGGAGGAGAGGAGAGCUUUUGCCGAGGCUAGGAAGAGCAUGAUCCUAGAUGAGGAUGAUGAUGUCUUGCUGGCCAUGAUCAAUGCUGAGGGUGCCAAACCAGGGAAGCUGGGCAUCAGCUUUGAGGAGCUGGAGAGGCAGAGGAGGGAGGAGGAGCAGAAAAGGAAGGAGGAGGAGGCCAAGCGCCGCUUGGAGGAGGAGAAGAAGCUCUUUGCCGAGGCUCGCAAGAACAUGAGCCCAGGAGGGGAUCAGGAAAGGUCAAUGACUUCAUAUGGAGAUGGAGAAGCACAGGACGAUGAUGACGGGGGUCUGAUGAAGACAACAUCUCAGGAAGCCCUGCACCCUGGGAGGCUGGAGAUCAACUUCGAGGAGAUGCUGAAGAUGAAAGAGGAGGCCGAGAGGAAACGCAAGGAGGAGGAGAGGCGGAAGAAAAUGGAGAUGGAGAAGUUGGAGUUUGAACAGCUCCGACAAGAGAUGGAGGAGGAUGUGGUGAACGAAAGCACGGACACGGUGAGUGCCGAGUACGCAGAGCUCACAAAGCUGAAGCGAACUGGUUCCAUUCAAGCCAAGAACCUGAAGUCCAAGUUUGAGAAGAUCAAACAGCUGACUGACGAGGAGAUUCAGAAGAAAAUUGAGGAGGAGAGAGCGAGAAGGAAAGCCGUUGAUCUUGAAAUCAAAGAGAGGGAAGCGGAACGAUUCCAGGAGGAUGAAGAGGAAAACAGACAUGAUGCUGCAAAAGAGAUGGACGCGCCAUUUAAGCAGAAGGUGGACAUGCGCGCACGCUUUGAGCAAAUGGCCAAGGCCCGGGAGGAGGAGGAGAGGAGGAGGAUUGAGGAGCAGAAGUUGCAGAGGAUGCAGUUUGAACAGCAGGAGAUUGACGCGGCUCUCCAAAAAACAAAGGACGAUGAGGACGAGGAAGAGGGAAGCAUCAUCAACGGCUCGGCAGCCUACGAUGAUGAAGAGGACCACGCCAGGUCUGGGGCUCCGUGGUUCAAAAAGCCCCUGAAAAACCAGUCAGUGGUGGACGCCGAGCCCGUCCGGUUCACGGUGAAGAUCACAGGCGAGCCCAAGCCUGAGGUCACCUGGUGGUUCGAGGGAGAACAGCUCCCAGACAGCGAGGACUACCAGUACAUUGAGCGCGGGGAGACAUACUGCCUCUACCUGCCGGAAACCUUCCCUGAGGACGAGGGAGAGUACAUGUGCAAAGCCGUCAACAGCCGAGGCACAGCCGCCAGCACAUGCAUCCUCACAGUGGAAACGGAGGACUACUGAUUCACCCCUUCUGUGGAACUUUCCCCUUGUUUUUUUCUGUUCUUUUUUUUGUAAAUCUUGAUCUUCAUUUCUCAUGGUAGGGCCAAACAAUAGGGAGGAGGCAGCAGCAUUACAUUGUUAUUUCAUAUUUUAUUUCUUUCUCUCUCUUGCCAUUCCUCCAAAGGAGAACAUAAACUGCUAUCAGUGCAAAAAUGUUGUUUACAUAUAACUGUACACAAACCUGCACUCACUUACAAUAAUCAUGUUCAAAUCUGAAAGAAAUCUGUGCCAAAACUCAAGUUUUGCUCCCGACAUGUGGUUACUAUCAUGAACUGUGCAUAAAUUAUACUGUUUUUAAAACUCUUACAUUAAUGUCAUGAAACUUUCAAAGGGUUUGGUCCGAGACCCUCAUUACACUGAUGAUUUCCAACAGUAACAAAUAAGAUAAAAAUUACAUAAAAUGAUAUUCCUUCUUAUGAUUUGAUGUUUCUUUUUUAAGCUCAAAAUGAGUAUCAAAAGUGUAGCUUUGCUUUGCAUACCAAUUAUAUUUCUGUUUAGAAUCUUUUACUUUUACAUUUUGUGAUUUAAGUAUCUGAUUUAUGUUAAUUUUGACUGAAUGUAAGUUUUCAUAUCUCCAAAAGUUUUUCAUGUACUGAAUGUUGACUCUAUCAGAAUGGACAUUAAGGCACUGUAAUAGCACUAGCCUAUAACAAUAGUUACAAAUGUGGCUUUGGUUAGACAGAAUAUUUGUGAUAAAUGAAAAUUAUAAUUAAAAAAAAAA